This is a messenger RNA of Mercenaria mercenaria, 1131 nucleotides long. RefSeq lists its product as uncharacterized. The transcript has a single exon. NCBI's taxonomy places the organism in Eukaryota, Metazoa, Mollusca, Bivalvia, Venerida, Veneridae. The coding region runs from base 1 to 1131 and encodes 376 amino acids. The record is from RefSeq and is a predicted model, not a curated record.
AUGAACCAGUACAAAUCACAUACUUGCUCCUAUGGAUGGGACAAAAAAGGAAGAGAAAUUUAUAAAACUUUAGUGUUGACAGCUGAUCAGAAAAAAUCAGUAAAAGCUACCGCCGACGCAUUUGAAAAACACGUUCAGCCGAAAUCAAACCCAGUAUUUGCGCGGUUCAAAUUUAAUAAUGAAGUGCAAGGUGAAAAUACCAUGGAGCAAUUCAUCACACGACUUAAGAUACUUGCAAAUGACUGUUCUUAUGGCGAAGCCUACAAGGAAGAUUUGAUUAGAGAUCGAAUCGUGUUCGGUGUAAAGUCGUCCAAAAUUAGAGAGAAGCUUUUGACAGUAGGUGAGAAACUAACAUUGGCGAAAGCUGUUGACAUAUGUCAAACUGUAGAAUAUGCACAAGAGCAAAUGAAUAACAUGCAAGAAUCGUCUUCUAUUAACUUUGUACGGAAAACUACUCACAAAAAAGAGGAAUCGAGAAAACGAGAUAUAAAGUGCAAAGGCGGGUCGCGGAAAUCAACGGAAAACAAGCCCGAUGUCGCGCACAAAUCGUGCCAAAACUGUGGUCAAUUCCAUGGGGACAAACAGUGUAAGGCGAAGGGAGUGCAAUGCCGAAACUGUAAAAAAUGGAAUCACUACGCGAGGGUGUGCAGGAGUAAACGUGUCAAUGAAGUGAGGGCUGAUGAUUCAUCUGAGGAUAUUUACAUUGAUACAGUAAUUAGUGCUGUGGACAAGAUGUGCAAUCAGGCAUUUGUGGAUAUUAAAACUGGACCUCUUGGGAAACAAAUUUCUUUCAAGAUAGACACUGGCGCACAGGUGAAUAUUUUACCUCAUUUUGCAUUGCAACAAUUAGGUGUAAAAACCGCACUCUGUUCCUCUGUAACGAAGCUCACAGGUUAUAAUGGCAACCCUUUAGUAUGUCUAGGUUCCAUUACCCUGCAGUGUACCCAUGAACCUUCUGCACAGACCAAGUAUGUAGAAUUUCAUGUAGUAGACACCCAGUCACCACCCUUGUUUGGUUUCCAUACGUCCAUAAAUUUUAGCCUAGUUAAACUCGCACAUCCUGUUACUUCCAAUUAUGUAUCUUCCCGCUUAACAAAACAACAGUGCCGAAUGAAUAUUCCCAGGUUUUAA